AUGCUUCGCAACUUCAAAAUAAGGCCACGCCAGUUGGCUUCAAUUCGUGGAUUGGCCACAACCGCAGACCCAGCUGCAAACCCAAAUAGACACCACGGGGGAUUAAAGGAUCAAGACCGUAUUUUUCAAAACCUUUAUGGAAACUAUGGACAUGAUUUGAAAUCAGCACAAAAGAUGGGAGAUUGGUACAAGACAAAAGAAAUCAUCUUGAAAGGUGAUAAGUGGAUCAUUGACGAAAUGAAAAAGUCUGGAUUAAGAGGAAGAGGGGGUGCCGGUUUUCCCUCUGGAUUAAAGUGGUCGUUUAUGAACCCACCUGGAUGGGAAAAGAAUGUUGGACCUAGGUAUUUGGUUGUCAAUGCUGAUGAAGGUGAGCCCGGUACAUGUAAAGACAGAGAAAUCAUUAGAAAAGAUCCUCAUAAGUUAGUAGAGGGUUGCUUGUUGGCAGGUAGAGCAAUGAAUGCCACUGCUGCUUAUAUUUAUAUCAGAGGAGAAUUUUAUAACGAAACAGUUAUACUACAAAAUGCUAUAAAUGAAGCUUACAAGGCCGGAUUAAUAGGUAAAAACGCAUGCGGAUCAGGAUAUGAUUUUGACAUAUAUGUUCAUAGAGGUAUGGGUGCUUAUGUCUGUGGUGAAGAGACUGCAUUGAUUGAAUCAAUAGAAGGUAAAGCAGGUAAACCAAGAUUGAAGCCACCUUUCCCAGCUGGUGUCGGGUUAUUUGGGAGACCUACAACUGUUGCCAAUGUUGAAACUGUGUCAGUUGCACCAACCAUCUUGAGAAGAGGAGGGGCUUGGUUUGAUGCAUUAGGCCGUGAAAGAAAUUCUGGUACAAAGUUGUUUUGUAUAUCGGGUCAUGUCAAUGACCCCUGCACCGUAGAGGAAGAAAUGUCCAUACCAUUGAAAGAGUUACUAGAAAAGCACUGUGGUGGUAUCAAGGGUGGUUGGGAUAAUUUGUUGGGUGUUGUUCCUGGUGGAUCCUCGGUUCCAAUCAUGCCAAAAGAAACCUGUGAUACUGUUUUGAUGGAUUAUGAUGCAUUAAGAGAUGUAGGAUCAGGUUUGGGUACUGCGGCUGUCAUUGUUAUGAAUAAGCAAACAGAUAUAAUAAGAGCUAUUCAAAGAUUUGCCCAUUUCUACAAACAUGAAUCCUGUGGACAAUGUACUCCAUGUCGUGAAGGAACAACUUGGUUACAAAGAAUGAUGGACAGGUUUCAAACAGGGCAGGCAACUGAGAGGGAAAUCGAUAUGAUUUUUGAAUUAACUAAAGAAAUUGAGGGCCACACUAUAUGUGCGCUUGGUGAUGCUGCCGCUUGGCCAGUUCAAGGUUUGAUCAAAUCAUUCAGGCCCGUAAUGGUUGAUAGAAUAAACGAAUACCAAAAGAAGCAUGCCGAUUUAGGACCAGUUCAAUAUGGUGGAUGGGUUGAUGGAGGUAAAGUAAAGGAUGGAGUUGUUGUGGAUAACCCUAUACCACAUGGUCAUUGA
Lodderomyces parapsilosis is the source of this 1476-nucleotide messenger RNA. It is a transcript of the gene NDH51, whose product is annotated as Ndh51p. The coding region runs from base 1 to 1476 and encodes 491 amino acids. Lineage: Eukaryota; Fungi; Ascomycota; Pichiomycetes; Serinales; Debaryomycetaceae. The record is from RefSeq and is a predicted model, not a curated record. Gene Ontology annotation, molecular function: NAD binding; 4 iron, 4 sulfur cluster binding; NADH dehydrogenase (ubiquinone) activity. The transcript has a single exon.